Rhododendron vialii is the source of this 840-nucleotide messenger RNA. RefSeq names its product F-box protein At3g08750-like. The coding region runs from base 1 to 840 and encodes 279 amino acids. The transcript is spliced from 3 exons. Gene Ontology annotation, molecular function: protein binding. The record is from RefSeq and is a predicted model, not a curated record. NCBI's taxonomy places the organism in Eukaryota, Viridiplantae, Streptophyta, Magnoliopsida, Ericales, Ericaceae.
AUGUCACAGACUCCCGUGUCACUCGCGGUUGUGAAUCUUGCUGGUUCUUAUUCAGGCCAAGAAGCAGCAGCAGCAGCUAUGGCGAAAAGUAGCCAAUCAACUGUGGCAAUGACCGCGUUCGAUCUGCCGUUUGAGAUAACGACGGAAAUCCUAUCGAGAUUGCCGGUGAAAUCCCUCUUGCGAUUCAAGUCCGUUUGCAAAACCUGGUAUGAUCUUAUCAAGAACCCUGAUUUCAUUUCCAAACAUAUAACCCAGGUCACUCUCAAUUCCACCUCUCUCCUAGUGACCACUUUUGGUGAAAUCUCACUAAUUUACAACGACGGGUUUAGUAACGGCCCUGUCAAUCUCGACUUCCCUUUUUUGCAUGAUAAUAGUUGCACUUCGGAGUGUGAUUGUAAUGGGAAAAAUUACUUUUCCAUUGCGGGUAUCUGUAAUGGUUUGAUUGCUAGUGCUUCCAUUCAAGUCAAUAUCCGAGCUGAUCUGUAUGUGAUGAGCACCGGUACCUGGACGGAGAUCGAUGUUAAUAAGCUUUCGUUGUUGUUUGGGGAGUUGAAUGAAUUGGGGGAGUAUGAUAACCCGUUGCGAAUUGGUGCAAAUUCUGCUUCAGCAGUCUUGAAGGGAGUAUUCUAUUGGCCGGCACGCCCGGUAUUUCGGGCACGUUUAGCCCCAGUUGAUCAACUUCUUGUUGUGUCCUUCAACAUGGGUACUGAGGUGUUUAAAAGAAUAAGAACACCAGAGUGUUUUGAUGGGACUUGGGAUGAAACUAACUGGCAUUGUGUGGAACUAUAUGAUAAACUUGCUCUUGUUGUUUCUCCUAAUGAAAUGAGCUUUGAUGUGUGA